Messenger RNA from Vespa mandarinia (Asian giant hornet), 3166 nucleotides. RefSeq names its product transmembrane 9 superfamily protein member 2 (gene TM9SF2). Gene Ontology annotation, biological process: protein localization to membrane. The record is from RefSeq and is a predicted model, not a curated record. Gene Ontology annotation, cellular component: membrane. Lineage: Eukaryota; Metazoa; Arthropoda; Insecta; Hymenoptera; Vespidae.
GUGUGAGUGCAUGACGUGUCAUGGCACCUUUCGAGAUUUGAUGUUCGUUGCGAUAUAAUGUUCCAUGCGAUUGACAAACGUAUGUAACGGAGUUACAGGACGGGAAUUAUUAUGAAGUAUUGCGACUAUUUAUUUGAUGUAGUAUCCAAAAUACGUUUUUAGUAGACAAUAGAUACUUUAUAUUAAAAGUGAAUAAUAAUGGCGAGAAUAUUAUCAUCGAUAUGGCUGUUGUGUACGCUCUACGUAGUUACUGAAAUAUCAGCGUUUUACUUGCCCGGUUUAGCACCAGUAAAUUUUUGUAAAACUGAUGAUGAUUCUUCGAAAAAUUGUAAGUCUGAAAUCAAAUUAUAUGUUAAUCGCCUGAAUACUGAGAAAUAUGUUAUACCUUAUGAAUAUGAUCGUUUUGACUUUUGCACUGCGGAAAAAGAAGAAUCUCCAGUUGAAAAUUUAGGGCAAGUAGUCUUUGGAGAACGGAUUCGCCCUUCUCCAUACAAGUUGAAAUUCUUGGAAUCAGUCAAUUGUCAGAAAGCAUGUAAAAAAGUUUAUAAAGGAGGAGAUGAAGCUUCAGAAAAAAAGUUGCAAUUCCUUAAAAAAGGAAUAGCGCUUAAUUAUCAACAUCAUUGGAUCAUUGAUAAUAUGCCAGUCACAUGGUGUUAUCAAAUACAAGAUGAAAAACAAUAUUGUAGUACUGGUUUUCCAAUGGGCUGUUUUACAAAGGAAGCUCGUUCUCAACAGGAUGCCUGUAGCAUUAAUGGUCCAUAUCACAACCCAAAAACAUAUUAUUUAUUCAACCACGUAGAUCUUAACAUAACAUACCACAGUGGAGUCAAAGAAGAAUGGGGAACAAGUUUCAAAGCAAAUGGUGGUCGUAUUAUCUCUGUAAAAGUUAUUCCUCGUAGUAUUAAACACGAAAAUGUCCUAACUUGUACUGGCAAAAAAGCCAUGGAAUUACCAUAUGGUGAUCUUCCUGCUGAUCAAACAUUGGAAAUAACAUAUACAUAUUCUGUAACAUUUUCCCAAGACAAUACAAUCAAAUGGUCAUCCAGGUGGGAUUAUAUAUUAGAAUCAAUGCCACAUACAAAUAUUCAAUGGCUUAGUAUCCUGAAUUCAUUAAUUAUUGUCUUAUUUUUAUCUGGAAUGGUGGCAAUGAUAAUGCUUCGUACAUUGCACAAGGAUAUUGUGAGAUAUAAUCAGGCCUACUUCCAGAUAGAGUCAGGAGAAGAUGCACAGGAAGAAUUUGGAUGGAAACUAGUACAUGGUGAUGUCUUCCGACCACCACGUAAAGGAAUGUUAUUUUCAGUUUUACUUGGUUCGGGUACACAAGUCUUUUUCAUGACUCUUGUUACACUAGCAUUUGCUUGUUUUGGUUUUCUGUCUCCUGCUAAUAGAGGAGCAUUGAUGACAUGUGCAAUGGUAUUAUAUGUAUGUCUUGGAACCUCAGCUGGUUAUGUAGCUGCUCGAAUUUAUAAAAGUUUUGGUGGCGAAAAAUGGAAAUCUAAUGUAUUGCUGACAUCAAUGCUGAGUCCUGGACUUGUCUUCGGUUUAUUUUUUAUAAUGAACUUAAUUUUUUGGGGAAAAGGCAGUUCAGCUGCAGUACCAUUCAGUACUCUUGUUGCUCUUUUAGCAUUAUGGUUUGGAGUUUCCGUUCCAUUAACAUUUAUUGGAGCUUAUUUUGGAUUUAAGAAAAGGUCAUUGGAACAUCCAGUAAGAACUAAUCAAAUACCAAGACAAAUACCAGAACAAAAUUUUUAUACACAACCAAUACCUGGCGUAAUAAUGGGUGGUGUUUUCCCUUUUGGAUGUAUAUUUAUUCAGUUAUUCUUUAUUCUUAACUCACUUUGGUCUAGCCAAGUGUAUUACAUGUUUGGAUUCCUUUUCCUAGUAUUUUUAAUACUUGUGAUUACGUGCUCUGAAACUACUAUCUUACUAUGUUAUUUUCAUCUUUGUGCAGAGGAUUACCAUUGGUGGUGGCGUAGCUUUUUAACAUCAGGAUUUACAGCAUUUUAUUUGUUAAUUUACUGCAUACAUUUCUUCAUGACAAAAUUAGAUAUUGAAGAUGCCACAUCCACGUUCCUUUAUUUUGGAUAUACUUUAAUUAUGGUCUAUCUAUUCUUUCUUCUGACAGGUUCAAUAGGUUUCUUUGCUUGCUUCUGGUUUGUGCGUAAGAUCUACAGUGUUGUAAAAGUUGACUAAUUGGACAAUUAGUAACCAAAAGUAUAAAUAUAAAACGAUUGUGGUACAACAAGAUAAAAUGAUUGAAUAAGAUGAAAUGAAUGAUAACAAGAAUGUCCGAUAGUACAAUGACCAUUUGUUAUUCAUAUAUAACUUAUGUUCAAGUUAUUCAAAUCCUCUUAUUUCAAAUAUUAUUGUGUAAAAAAUAACAUUUAUCUUACAAUAUAAUAUUUGACUAAGAUUUCAUUCAUAAUUUCAUAAGAUAAUUUAGAUAUGAAAGUAUCCAAGAAUAGAAAUCGACUAUCGACCAUUCUUCUUAAUAAAUUUUAUAUAACAAAUAUUGGGAUGCGAGCAAGCUUGCACGCACACCGCGCUCCGUAUGAGUGUAAUCUAAUAUUAUGAUAUUGCGUUUGAAAAAAUUUUUUAGUAGUGUGUCAAUUAAUUUAUCAGAAUAUGUCUAUGAAGGUAAUAUUACCUACAGUAUUUGGCCUACACAAAACUAAGAAACAAAGUAAAAUACAGGUACCACCGUUAUGUUUCCAAUACAUUGUACUUUUUCAAUUUAUUAUUGCAUUAAUAUUAUUAGAAUGAUUUUUAGUUGCUAUAAAUAUCAACAAGCAAAAUAAUAUUAAUUCUAUUUAAAUAUUUAUCGCGAGAAAUAUACCUUAAUAAAAUAAAAGAUACUUUUUUUUUUUUUUUCAUCAUUUCAAGCUAUAAAGUUAAUAUUAAAUUGGAGAAGUUGCUACGAUAAAAAUGUCUCUAUUUGAAAACAAACAAAAAAAUGUAAACGAUUUUUCUUUUCUUAUUAAUAGUAUUUAUAAUUUGGAACUAUUUUAUUAGUAUAAUCAAUAUGCACAUUAUUACAACAAUUUUGUAAAUUAAAGCCAUUUAAAUAUUAGUAUUAAUGAUGUUAUUGAUAUGAAUAAAGAUAUCAAAUAAGUUUAUGUACAUAUUCCAUUAAAACCGAACAAAUAAACUUUUGAUGUUAAUAGUA